Messenger RNA from Zonotrichia leucophrys gambelii, 3472 nucleotides. RefSeq names its product limb development membrane protein 1 (gene LMBR1). Gene Ontology annotation, molecular function: transmembrane signaling receptor activity. Bases 236 to 1702 code for a protein of 488 amino acids. The record is from RefSeq and is a predicted model, not a curated record. Gene Ontology annotation, biological process: signal transduction. Gene Ontology annotation, cellular component: plasma membrane. The transcript is spliced from 17 exons. NCBI's taxonomy places the organism in Eukaryota, Metazoa, Chordata, Aves, Passeriformes, Passerellidae.
AGCAGGAGGAGCUGAGGCGGCGCUUCCCGCCCUUCCUCCCUCCUCCUCCUCCUCCUCCUCCGCGCCCGCCGGACGGGGACAGAGCGGCGGAGCCGGGGCUCCUCAGCCGCUGCCGGGGCCCGGGGGAGCAGCCGGGCUGCCUCCGGCCAUGGUGGCCCGCUCGUCGCCGGCGGGGCAGGAGCAGGCGCGGCGGCGGCGGCCGCCAUUGCUCGCGGGGGCCGCGGUACUAUGAAGGAUGGAAGCGGACGAGGUGACGAUCCGGGAGCAGAACUUCCACAGCCAAGUGCGGGAGUACACGAUCUGUUUUCUCCUGUUUGCUGUUCUCUACAUUGUUUCCUACUUUAUAAUCACAAGAUACAAAAGGAAAGCAGAUGAGCAAGAGGAUGAAGAUGCCAUCGUGAACAGAAUAUCGCUGUUCUUGAGCACCUUCACUCUAGCAGUUUCAGCUGGUGCAGUCCUGCUUCUACCUUUCUCAAUAAUCAGCAAUGAGAUCCUGCUUUCUUUUCCACAAAACUACUAUAUUCAGUGGUUAAAUGGCUCACUAAUUCAUGGUUUGUGGAAUCUUGCCUCUCUUUUUUCAAAUCUAUGUUUAUUUGUGUUGAUGCCCUUUGCAUUUUUCUUCCUGGAAUCAGAAGGAUUUGCUGGCUUAAAAAAGGGCAUCAGAGCAAGGAUUUUGGAAACCCUUGUAAUGCUCAUUCUUCUUGCACUGCUUAUCCUUGGAAUCGUAUGGGUGGCUUCAGCACUCAUAGACAAUGAUGCUGCCAGUAUGGAGUCUUUAUAUGACCUCUGGGAAUUCUACCUCCCAUAUUUAUAUUCCUGUAUAUCACUGAUGGGAUGCUUGUUACUUCUGUUGUGCACGCCAGUGGGGCUCUCGAGGAUGUUUACAGUAAUGGGUCAGUUGCUGGUGAAACCAACAAUCCUGGAAGACCUAGAUGAGCAGAUGUAUAUCAUCACUUUAGAGGAAGAAGCAAUUCAGAGGAAGCUUAAUGGUGUCUCUUCCACAGUGGAAUACCAGACAGUAGAGUUGGAACGUGAGCUUGAAAAAGUGAGAAGCAAGAAAACAAAUCUAGAACGGAGGAAAAAGGCUUCUGCUUGGGAGAGGAAUUUAGUUUAUCCAGCUGUCAUGAUAUUGCUCCUGACUGAGACAUCCUUUUCAGUUCUUUUAGUCGCUCUCAACAUUCUUUACCUGUUGGUUGAUGAGACUGCAAUGCCAAAGGGAUCAGGGGGACCUGGAAUAGGAAAUGCCUCCUUAUCCACCUUUGGCUUCGUGGGAGCAGCACUUGAAAUCAUUUUGAUUUUCUAUCUUAUGGUAUCUUCUGUCGUCGGCUUCUACAGUCUUCGUUUUUUUGAGAAUUUCACUCCCAGGAAGGAUGACACAACUAUGACAAAGAUAAUUGGAAACUGUGUCUCAAUCUUGGUGCUGAGCUCUGCUUUGCCAGUGAUGUCAAGGACACUGGGAAUCACCAGAUUUGAUCUCCUUGGAGACUUUGGAAGGUUCAACUGGCUGGGGAACUUCUACAUUGUGUUAUCUUACAACUUGCUCUUUGCUAUCAUGACAACGUUGUGUCUGGUCAGAAAGUUCACGUCUGCUGUGCGAGAGGAGCUCCUGAAGGCAUUAGGAUUAGAUAAACUUCACCUAUCAAACAAUCCAAGAGACUCGGAGACAAAGCCUUCUGCAAAUGGCCAUCAGAAAACACUGUGAUAACAAUCACCUGCAAUCAGCAGAGCUGAAAACACCAACCUCAUGGCAUUCCUGUCAUCUCAUCAGCAUUUUUAUAUUGCUUUUAGUUGUUAGUUUGGGUUGAGCCUUGUCUCAUUUUGAUGUUGUGUGCUUCGGAGGAAGUUAGGUGUAUCGAAUUCUUCUCUUUCCAGUGAACUUUUGGUCUGCUUGUUUAUUUCCCAGGAAGUUAAUGCAGGAGGUGCCUUGAAGACUGGAAGCUGAAGAGAAAAAUGCAUUCCUUUUUAUUUGUUGACAGUUUCACAUCUUUAUUUUUAGACUUGCUACCAUUUGAAUGCACAGUACCUCCUGUGUUAUACAAACACAGCUAUAAAGAAUAACUUUGGGACUUGAUUAAAAUAAAAGAAAAAGAAGAAAACAUACACUUGAAGGCCAAUAUGACCCUCACUGGAAAUGUAAAGUAGCUGGAGUAGGUACCCAUGACAGGAGAUGAACAGCUCUACUGAGAGUGAGUUAAAAAGGACAGGAGAGAUCCCCGUGCUGGAUGCAGUAGGCUGUGUCAUGGUGCCUUCUCAGCAGGCCAGUGUGUUUUCAGCUCUCUGUCCUUAGCUCCAGAUGCCAGCUUGCUUUACUGGUGGUCAAACAAUGUCUUACAGAAGUCCAAGAUGAAGAUUAACUUCAGUGUUCAAUCUGAGCCUAGUAUGCUUUGUAAAAAGCUGUGUAGAUCCUCUGUCUCAGCUCUCAGUUCUGUGAGCUGUUGUGCCCUGGAGGUCCCUUCCCCUACCCAAGACCCUUGUGAAAUUUUUGAUGAGCUACUGUGUGUAAGCAGUACCUGGAAUCAAUGCAAGGAGCACAGGCCUAGGAGGCUGCAGUUGCAGUUUUCUACAAUCUUUAAUUUGAAGUAAAUUUCUCUGAGUUUAUACUUCAGUUACCAGGAUUUCUGUUCAGUGGCAUAACCCAGUUAUCUGUCGCUAGCCUGUUUUUUAAUGUACACGUGUUCAUGUAUAUAGACCUAUAUGUGUAGAUAUCAUAAAUUGAGUUCUAAGGUUGUAGAGAUGACAGUAGGUGGUUUGGUAAGUAAAACGUGUGUGCAGUCUUGGUAGUUUGAAUUGCUGAAGUGUUGAACUGCUCAGAGGCCUUAGAUUCAAGAUGGCAUCAGUGGGUGAUAAUGUCCUUUCUUGUAGCAUUUCCUUGCAGCCUUAGGAAUCCUUUAAGCAGUUUAUAGUAAAGAAAAAUACCAAGUAAGUAUUCAAAAAUCUGGUUGCACUUUUGUCCUGCUCAGCCACAAGUAAUCUCCAAACAGACUGGAAUGGGGACACCUCAGUGAGUGCCCCUUCACGUGGGGAACCAGAAAAUUUUCCUGUUCAGUUCCUAUUUCUGUGAAACAAGUCCGCCUGUCUGUAGUUUGAGGUCUUAUAUUAAUUGGUGACAACUUGGUUUCCAGUGUGGUUCCAAACUAAGGUAAACCUUGCGUCAGAAACUCUUUGGCUUUUCUCUUGAGAUGACUGCUCUGGGCUGUACACCUUAUUGCUGUAUGUGUGAAUGUCUGCUUGGUUUUUUUUCCCCUGAAGUGCUUCAAAAGUCAUGCUCCAGUGCACAUGAGGAUUUAUCAUUUUUCAGCUGCCUUUUCUGACUUGAACUGGGGCAUGAUGUAAAUAUUUCUGUAGUAAAUAUGAUGCUAGAGGAUUACUUUUUUUUGUGUGUGUGUGAUCAGUAUUAAUUUAAGGUUUAUUGAACUGACUAUUGAUGUGUUGUGUCAAGUCUUGGAAGAAAAAGUAAAAUUAUUUGAUUUCA